AAGGGGGAGGGUAAACACACCAGACUGAGCCAUCUGAACAGAAACAGGAACAAGAGCAUGAGACACCAAAACGUAAAUCUAAACCUUCUUUCUAAUUGCAAAGAACAAAAAAACAAGCCUGCAAUGAACAGCAGAGGGGAUUCGCAAUUUGAGGAACGUGCUUGAAGAAACAUGCAAAAUUCAACAGCCAGGGGAUAUGGCAUGCGAUCCUGUUCCUCUUUUCUUUCUUGUUAUGGCUCUGAACUGAAAACGAGAAUACUUCAUGCUUCAUAUUCCAGAGACUUGAACGUAUGUUGGUCAAUUUAUUUCAUACUAAAGAGGAUUUAAGGAUUUUAAGCCCUUUGGACUGAGGCGUCCUUUUCUGAAGGAUUUGCCAAAACAAGCAGAGAUCUGGAUUGUCCUCGUGUCUGAGGGCUGCCUCCAUCACUGGACCAGACUGCUCAGUGGAGGCUGCUUUUGUUUUGUUACUGAUGUACCCACCCUUUUGACUGGGGAUCCUUCAUUUCGUUAUGGUCUUGUCUCAGUCUCUUAUAUACCACACCUUGGAAAGAAAAGGCAUGGAUGGUUAGGAGAACAGCUUCAAGCAUGGGAGGCAAACCGAUGAAAUGUCUCAGCUCAUCCAGCCCUACACACACACCUAAAGAGGAGUACAUCAUUGGCCAGACUGAAGAACAGGGCGAGAUUUUGGGAAACCACACAGAGCAACCACAGAGCCUGAAUACAGAUGCAGUGAAGUUGUCAUUCGAUGAGCCAACUCCAGGACCAGAGAACACUGGAACAGGAGAUGGGAACUCCUGGGAGGAGCAGCUUUAUAUCCAGCAGGAACAGCUGGAAAAGGAGAUGCAGGAGACUAGGAAAAUGGUUACAAGGCUUCAGGCUUUGCUACUUCACGGGUCGCUUCCUGAAGAUGAGCAAACAAUUUCUCUAUUUGGAGACAGUGCUAUCAAUUCAGAGCAGCAGCUGAUAUUAAUACGCAGUCGUCUCGAUCAGAGCAUGGAAGAGUCCCUGGAUCUGAAGAGGGAGUUGCUGAGGUACAAGCAGGAAGCGCGCAAUCUUCAGGCAGUUAAGGAUGCCUUGCAGUACCGCAUGUCAAUACAGGAAGACUCAGUACUACAGCUUAAACAGGAACUACUCCGAUCCAGCAUGGACAAGGAGGACCUAGCAGGGCAGAAUAUGGAACUGCAAAGGAAGCUGAGUGAUCGAGACAGGUUGUUGAGUGAAUACAAAAAAGAAAUUGCACAGAAAGACAGACAACUUCAGCAGAAUCAGCCUAAACUGGAAGAGUCGGUGUGUACGCUCAAUGAGACUAACCAUCACAGGAUGUCUAGUUGUGAGAACAACGGUUACAGCCAUACGACGGAAUCGUUAUCUUCACCAUUUCAGCAUGGAGAACAGGGCGAUGAGCUGCACCUGGUACGGGAUGCUCUGCGCUGUUUGAGGAACAGUUUCAGUGGUCAUGAUCCUCAGCAUCACACACUGGACACUCUGGAGCAGGGGGUGUCCAGCCUGAUAGACCGUCUCUAUUCAACCGACACAAAGAAGAGGCAGGACAGGAAGGGUUUGAACAAAUCACCAGGGAGAAGAGCCAAUCAUACCGAUCGAGAGUCAUGGCCACCUAGUUCAAAAAUACCCCACUCUCAUAGUAGUCCUGUGCUCAGCGCCUCAACCUCAACCAAAGUACUCUAUUUCACAGAUCGCUCUCUUACACCCUUUUUAGUAAACAUUCCUAAAAGACUUGGGGAGGUCACACUUCAGGAUUUCAAGGCUGCUGUUGGAAGACACAGCAAUUUCAGAUAUCACUUUAAGUCUCUGGAUCCUGAAUUUGGAACAGUGAAGGAGGAGGUGUUCCAGGAUGAUGCUAUAAUACCUGGAUGGGAAGGGAAAAUCGUUGCAUGGGUGGAAGAAGACCAUAGUGAAGACAGAAGACCUGGGAACUAGAAUCUGCCCAAUGAGUUCAUUGUAUACAUGUGUAUACCUCUACACAAAUCUGCACAUUGUCAUCCCAGUCCAUUUUUGUGUGACAACUGAUUGUAAAAACUGUUUACAAAAUCAUUUGUGACCUUGCUUUCAUAGUAUUAGUAUUAUGGCUGAUAUUUUUGGAAGGCUUUAUAUAGUGUUUAGAAGAAACACUGUUUUAAAAGAUACAGUAUGCAGAAAUGACUGUACUUUAGCUGACAACCUAUUUGCCAAAUGAACAUGCUAAGUACUAAGCCUAAGUAUUUACCCCCUCCAUUGACGUUUCACAACCAAAUGUACUCUCAGUGCCAGUUCCAAGCCCAGAUAAAAUGAAAGGGUUUUAAUGGGAGCAGCUAAACGUUGCACAACAGGAACACAGAAUAGCUAAUUAUAUAAUGGUGAUUAGAAAAUCAAUAGAUUUCAAAAUUAUUUACAAAUCCAAAAUGUAAAACGCUGUGAUCACAUAAGGAUCCCCCACUGGUGUGAAAUUAAAUGAGUUCUACCAAUUGCCGUUCGAAAUCACAGUUCUUCCCCUCUCUUCAUCAAUGUUAUAUGUAGACGUAGACGCAUAACAAUCCCAUUUUAGUCCUUUUGAUUUCCGUUGUGGAAAAUGUUAAGGGGGUGAAUACUUUAUCAAGCUACUGAUCCAUCAUAUGUGUUUCAUAUAAGUCACAGCUUCCAAUUCGCAUGCUGGAGUACCUUUCUGAAGCCGUUACUUCAAACGACUAAUUCCUGCUUUUUGGUUUAAAUUAUUAUGAUUUUUAGUUUUUAUAUUAUUGCAGUUAUUCUAUUUGGUGCUUCUGACAUGUGAAUCUAAAAGUAGGAAAGAUGGGACCACUUCAUUUGUAAAAGAAUUUGAAUAAUUUGAAUACAAAAUAUGUUUUUAAAAAUCAUUUUCUCUAUACUGUGUGAGUCUGUUAGGUGUUAAAUCGAACCGAUAUUUGUCCUCUGUGUUAAUAAAGAUGCACUUCCUGUACACCUUGAA
Molecule: messenger RNA, 2941 nt
Organism: Tachysurus fulvidraco (yellow catfish)
Lineage: Eukaryota; Metazoa; Chordata; Actinopteri; Siluriformes; Bagridae
Gene: dixdc1a
Product: DIX domain containing 1a
Exons: 15
Coding region: 562-1938 (458 amino acids)
Biological process (GO): canonical Wnt signaling pathway
Cellular component (GO): cytosol
Source: RefSeq, a predicted model, not a curated record